This is a messenger RNA of Symsagittifera roscoffensis, 2998 nucleotides long. RefSeq names its product insulin-like growth factor 2 mRNA-binding protein 1. Bases 131 to 2530 code for a protein of 799 amino acids. Gene Ontology annotation, biological process: regulation of gene expression; nervous system development. The transcript is spliced from 11 exons. Gene Ontology annotation, molecular function: mRNA 3'-UTR binding. The record is from RefSeq and is a predicted model, not a curated record. Lineage: Eukaryota; Metazoa; Xenacoelomorpha; Acoela; Convolutidae. Gene Ontology annotation, cellular component: cytosol; nucleus; cytoplasm.
AUCAAUGAUUGAGCGAGGAAUUGUCAAAUGUCAUCCUUGCCACGUGUAGUACCGAUAGCUUUUUCCUACAGUGCAAUAAGUGACAAGCUACUGGAAAAGGUAGUGGAGAACUAGAACAUUGUCGGUAGCAAUGAACGGGUUGAACACUAGACGUAUCUUCAUGGGUCAGUUGCCGAGACACACUCGGGACUUCCACGUGAAGAUAGUGUUGGACAGUUACCACUUCUCCUCUCGGGUGGUGAAGAUGGGCACUGGCUAUGCAUUCGUGGACAUCGAAGACAGACAGGGGAGGGAUGAAGAGACACUUCUGCAGGUGUUGAAAAGUAUUCAUGUAGAUGGUCAGAGUGUGAAGGUCGAGUUCUGUUCAUCGGGUCCACGAUCAUACGGAUCGGAUAGACGGGUGAAUAAUAACAAAGUGGUGGUUCACAAUUUGCCGGAUUCCCUGUCUCUACAAGAUGUGAAGGCCUUUCUCAGCGAUGUCUCCAAUGGGACUAUCAACGUCAAACAGUGUGACAGGGCGAACAACAAGACACUCUCCAAAGCAUCAUACAUUGUACAUCUUAAUACUCCAGAAGAGGCGCAAAUAGUGUUGAACAGUGUGACCGGGGUAGUGUAUGGAGAUGCUACUCUGAAGGUGGUGCCUUUUGCCGAGAACCACGGAGGCAGGUACAAGUACAGGAGCAACUCUGUUAGUGACAUCUCCCACGCUGCGCCCAACUCGCCCGUCUAUCCUUUCCGAUUCUUGGUGCCGACUCACAUGAUUGGUGGCAUAAUUGGAGUGAAUGGAGCCACAAUCAAGAAAUUCCAAAUUGAGUCUGGAGCUAGAUACAUCAUAGUGGACGUUCAGCAGAAAGAUGAACGAUUUCCUGAUGAAAAGCCAGUGACAGUUCUGGGAAGUGCGGAAUCACAGAUAUCAGCAAUGGAUAAAAUACUAAAGUUCUUGGACGACUUGAUCGUUUCGAGGUGGUGCAGUAAAGAAGAGCUAACAACGAAGUCAAACACAUGUGUUAAAAGCAGCAGUGCAAAUGUCCUAAAUGGUCACGCUGAAAACGGAUCCCACUCCUUAGUAAACGGAACUCAUGACGAAGAGCGCUCAGAGUGCCUUAGCAAUGGAAAUGCAGAAACAGGCGCAAUUCAAAGUCAAGCAAAUAACCUCCAAAUUCCAGAUGUCAUAUCGGAUUCUCUUGCCGCGACCAGCAACGAAGCUGCAUCGCAAGAUCACAGAUCAUCUAACUCGCCUUCCUUAGACUCAGGGAUCAAAUCAGAAUCAUCCGAAAACGGUUCCAGCGAGCUGCAAAGCCAAGAAGUGCCAAAAGAAACAAAGAGUUCUGCUUCUACGAAGUCAACAGCUUCGCCAGUUGAGUUCGGAACGAUGACUGAAUUUCGAGUGCCGUUGACAGUUAAAAUUCUAACUCAUGACCACUUGAUUGGUAGGCUGAUAGGUCGCGGAGGUUCAAACCUGGCUGAGAUCAAGAAAAGCACGGAGACGAGGAUAACCAUUCCAAAUAGUGCUCCUGGAAGUGGUUGUAAUGGAAGUGGAUUCCACUGCGAAUCCAACGAAGGAGCAACGGAAAUGGAGAGAAUCAUCACAAUAGACGGGGAGAGAAGUAAGACAACUCAGGCAGCUAGAGCCAUGCUAAUCAAGCUCAGGGCAUCCUACGAUCGAGACGUCGAUCAUAUCAUGAAGCAACAAGCCAACAUGCAGUCUCUUUACCCCACAAAUGGAUGGUCCCAUUUCGGGAACCCUUUCAUGGGUGCGGCGCCUCCACCAUCCUACGCGCAUCAGUUCCUGACGUCGCAGGCUGUAGCACCCACUGAUCCCUUCACUCUUGCCCGUCUGGGGGCGGCUCUACCCUCGACCUAUCAGACUAUUCCGUCGAUGUUGGGUGGACAUGGUGGUGCGCAGUUCAUGCCUCAAUCACAAGUGAAUGCGUCGUUUGGCACUGGCCAGCUCAAUGUGCCACCUCUGCCUGUUCCUCCAAUUUUCUUCGAGCAGAUGCAGGGACAAGAGCCAGUGAUGGUCCAGGAAACGACCUACAUGUAUAUUCACCAUGGUGCGGUUGGUGCUAUCAUUGGCAACAGGGGAGCGAACAUCCACAUGAUUAAACAGCUGUCCCAGGCACAAGUCACAGUGGACACGCAAAGUGAUCAUCAGAGUGCCCAGAAGAAAAUCCGAAGCAUAGUGCAAAAGGGCAAAGCCAGUCCAGGACUCAGUGGAUUUUUGCCAGGCUUCGGCGACCCUCAUGUGAACGCUUUUCCGAACAUGGGCACGCCUGUUACGCCUAAAUCGCCUGCCACAAUUGCCGCCUCAGGGUCAUUUAUUAACGCAGCAGUAAAAAUGGCCGGGGGUAUGUCGUUGGGCGCCUCGGCUGCUCCAGGAGCCCCGACAAUGUCCGCUGCCUCAGCUCAACAACUCGUAGCAACUUUAAACAACUGCGUCGCUGCUAAUUCAAAUGCUUCAUUAUCUAAUCACGCGAACACAAUUGCCUCGCCAGUGAUCAAUGUCUCUGCUGCGUUUGGACAAUUUUGACAUAAUUACGUUGAAUGUAAUGUCAAAAUGAAUGGUGCUUCAAAAACUUGAAAACCGCUUUACUACUUUUGACGUACGACACUAAACGCCUUAAACUUGAACAUAUCGUUCGAAAGAUAUGAAACUAAAUUUCAUCUCUCGUGGUACUAUGUUUUGUUUUUCGUUCAGUAUGUAUUUAACUUUCGAUUUAGUGUGACCGGAGCAAGUCAUGUUUCGAUAUCUUAUUAUAUUUUUAUAUUUAUACCAUUUUCAUGCUUGUCUGCAAAUUGUGUGCCUAGUGAUUUGCUUUCAGUUUUUGCAGAUUAUUUUUCACGAAAACGCUAUUCAGCAUUUUCUCUAAGUUUAUAUUUGAUCAGAAACAUUUCUCCAUUUCAGUGACUUAAUAGCUUCGUUUUGUAGAAUUUUGAUACGAAAAGUUCUGAAAAUUGAUUUAGCCAGUUUCAGCGAAUGCUUAUUUUGAAAGAAUGA